Acaromyces ingoldii is the source of this 669-nucleotide messenger RNA. RefSeq lists its product as hypothetical. The coding region runs from base 1 to 669 and encodes 222 amino acids. The transcript is spliced from 2 exons. NCBI's taxonomy places the organism in Eukaryota, Fungi, Basidiomycota, Exobasidiomycetes, Exobasidiales, Cryptobasidiaceae. The record is from RefSeq and is a predicted model, not a curated record.
AUGUUCUCAGCCAUGCAGACCUACGCUGCCUCGACACGCUUCGACAUGGACCCUCAUGGGGACCAGAUAUCGUCGUCAUCGUCAUCGUCAUCGUCGUCACUGUCUCCGGUCUAUGUCCGAGUCCGUCGGGGUUCCAGCUCGGGCGCUCCUCACUCGCUGCAUCGUGUCCGCUCGACGCCCAACAUCGUCCACAUCACUGUGAGCCGCAGCCCCCUGCCGCAAGGCGACGUGCCCACGCCCCCCUGCGAGCUCGAAGAAGCGAUCCACCAGACCUGCUCCAGCAGGGCGGACGAGUCCGACAGCGAGGAGCUGUGUCCGCCGCCCUACGCCUGCGUUGACCCCCUCCUGACUGAGCCGACGAGGCCCUCGCCAUCAUACACGGCCUCUCUCUCUGUUUCUGCCACCGAGCAGCCCCUGGCCCCACGCCCCGAGACGCCCUCUUUCCUUGCAAAGGCCAUCUUUGGCGCCUCGUACGCCCAGCGACGUGCCGAGCGCAAGCACGAGAAGCGCCUCGAGCGCCUCCAAGAGAUCCACGAUGCCUGGCUCCACCUCGGCAUCGACACACGCAGGGCUCUUGCCCGGGGCCAGCCCCUGCCGCCGCACUUUUUCAACCCACCCAAGCUCACGGCCCGCGAGUUCAGCGCAGCCGUCGACCGCCUGCUCCCCUGA